UCCAACAAUAGUGUCAGCUUGCCAAAGGACAUUUAUUUAUUCUGUUUUUUCAUUUACAGCAAUCAUCAAUCGAUCAAUUCAUCAUCUUUUAUCAGUUAUGUUUGCAUUAAAUAUUGGUCGUCAUUUAGCUUCGCGAUCACCAUCAGUGGCUCGAUCCAUAUUGUCAUCACGCCCGUUAACAACCACUAAUGCUCUUUUUAAAGGCACUUAUUUCAUCGUCAAUGAUUAUGAAGAAGUAACAGCGAAAAAAGUUUUGGACGAUACAAUCAAUGGCAUAAUGUAUGGUGAAUUGAUUAGUGGUAUGGGUGUCGUUUUAGGUCAAAUGUUCAAAGAACCAGCAACGAUAAAUUAUCCAUUCGAAAAAGGACCGUUAUCACCACGUUUCCGAGGUGAACAUGCAUUAAGACGAUAUCCGUCUGGUGAAGAACGUUGUAUUGCAUGUAAAUUAUGUGAAGCCAUUUGUCCUGCACAGGCUAUCACUAUCGAAGCUGAAGAACGUUCGGAUGGUAGCCGUCGUACGACUAGAUAUGAUAUCGAUAUGACCAAAUGUAUCUAUUGUGGUUUCUGUCAAGAAGCCUGUCCUGUCGAUGCUAUUGUUGAAGGACCGAAUUUUGAAUAUGCAACCGAAACUCAUGAAGAAUUAUUAUAUAAUAAAGAAAAAUUAUUAGAAAAUGGUGAUAAAUGGGAAAUGGAAAUUGCAGCCAAUCUAGAGGCUGAUCAUCUUUAUAGAUAAAGAUUCAUUGAAAAAAAAUUGUAUGAAAUAGUUUGCUUGAAAUUUAAUAAUAUAUAAUUAAAUCGAAUAAAAAAGAAUUUAAAAAUUCAA
Messenger RNA from Dermatophagoides pteronyssinus (European house dust mite), 823 nucleotides. It is a transcript of the gene ND-23, whose product is annotated as NADH dehydrogenase (ubiquinone) 23 kDa subunit. NCBI's taxonomy places the organism in Eukaryota, Metazoa, Arthropoda, Arachnida, Sarcoptiformes, Pyroglyphidae. Gene Ontology annotation, biological process: mitochondrial electron transport, NADH to ubiquinone; mitochondrial respiratory chain complex I assembly. The record is from RefSeq and is a predicted model, not a curated record. Gene Ontology annotation, cellular component: respiratory chain complex I; membrane. Gene Ontology annotation, molecular function: 4 iron, 4 sulfur cluster binding; NADH dehydrogenase activity.